AAAAAAGCAAUGUGAAUGCGUGCUUUUAAUGCCCCCGUGUGGCCACUUUUCCGAUAUUCAGCUACCGUGCCGCUGUCGAACUUCUGCGUAAAUCAACAUCCGAUCCACAGACGCAAACCGACAUCGUCCGGAAGACGAACGACUCGCAAUAUGGCGACUCCGGUGCUCGGCUACACUGAGAUGAUGGUAAGCAGCCAACCGACCCGCCCGUGCCGCCCCGCCCCCACUUACUCGGAGUCCGGCACGGCCGGGGCAACGUCUCCGUUUGUCGAUCUCUGACCCGUGCCUUGGUCGUAACCGUCGCAUUCGCCAUGCUACCCUAUAUCGCUUUAAGAUUCGUUAGCUGACACGAUAACGUUUGCCUGGCAGAUACUCAUCUGGGUGAUGUGGGGAGCCGCCUUUGGGAUGACCGUCUUUCGUGGCACCUUCCAAUGGAUCCUCCAGCGGCGCCUCUUCGCCGACGACUACUUCAUCAUCGCGGGACUCGUCACUCUGACGGCCUUGACCGCAGUCAUUACUUGCAUGCUGCCGCAGUUCUAUCUCGCCGGCGAGUAUACAAAGGCGGCUGCUAAGGAUCCUCUGGCACCGGUGCCUUUGGGGCCUGAGGAGUUUAUUGCCAGGACGAUUGCAUCUCUCAAGUUGAUGUUCUGUCAGAUGCUGCUGUUCUGGACGACCCUGUGGGCCGCAAAGUUCUCUAUUCUCUUCUUCGUACGCAGGCUUGUCACCGGACUGCCUAAAUACAUUCGCGCCUGGUGGAUGUGCUUCGGUGCGGUCUUGGUGCUGUAUCUAGCUUGCAUGCUUUCGAACUUCCUGACAUGCACACCGUUGACAAAGUAUUGGAGUGCGACCGGGUGCAGUGCGCCGGAAGACCUGGUACGAGCAGAUGCUUCUAUCAAGUUCGCGACGAGCGCAGAUGUUGCGGCAGAUAUUCUCAUCAUGAUCCUGCCCCUCAACCUCCUCCGCAAGCUGAGCACCUCCCCAUCCCACAAGUUCGGCCUAGCCAUCCUCUUCUCCCUCGGCGGCAUUAUCGUAGCCUUUGCCAUCGCGCGGCUCGCGCAAGUAACAAAAGCCACAGGCGACGCAGCCAAGGAUCCAACAACAAUAGCCAACGGGCCAGUGCUCCUGAGCAUGUGGAGCCACAUCGAGUCGUCCGUCAGCAUCAUCGUCGCCACGCUUCCCGCCUUCCGCUUCCUCCUCAGCAAGAACAGGAACGCGACGAGGAAGACGACGGCAAAGUACGUGGGUCCCACGAUUGGAGGCUCGGGCGGCAUGUCGCUGCGGUCGAGGAAGUGGCAGAAGGGCGGGGUGCGGUUGGAAGGCGAGAGCGACGGCCGUGGCUCAUCGGCGCAGGACAGCGAGACCGAGCUGCGGCCGGUGAGAGGGAUACAGAAAGACUUCGAGUACAAGGUUGAGCAGUUGUCCGCGGACCCUUCUGCGGGGGAAACGAGGCGAAAGACUCAGGAGUUGUUUGCGUGACGAGGAAUUGAGGUGCACUGGAAAAGAGAACCCAAAGGGCCAACUCAUGCAACUUGAGGGAACAACGAACGUGGGCGAGAGGCAAGAAUUCCUGGUUUAAGCGUGUCCGAAUAAGGCACAUUCGGACCUUCCUUGAUCAAUUCGUCGAUCCUGCCUUCCUAUUGCCGAUGUUCUUGGCAUCCCUUCUACGCCUGCCAUGCAUGUCUGUCGCAUUGAUACAUCCGCCUCUUAAGUGCCUUACACGACGUCUUACAACCGCGAGAGAGAGCACGCCGGUUGUGUGUUCCAUAUCUAGUGCUUAGGUACUUACUUAGCAACUUCUUCUUGCGAAGAAUGACAGGUGCCUCUCCCAAGUGGAGAGGGGCUCGAUUAGCCAGUCUCUAGCCUCCAUUCACCAUGGAAUACGAA
Molecule: messenger RNA, 1884 nt
Organism: Colletotrichum acutatum
Lineage: Eukaryota; Fungi; Ascomycota; Sordariomycetes; Glomerellales; Glomerellaceae
Exons: 4
Coding region: 385-1476 (363 amino acids)
Source: RefSeq, a predicted model, not a curated record